This is a messenger RNA of Orbicella faveolata, 3149 nucleotides long. RefSeq lists its product as uncharacterized. Gene Ontology annotation, molecular function: ligand-gated monoatomic ion channel activity; delayed rectifier potassium channel activity. Gene Ontology annotation, biological process: action potential; potassium ion transmembrane transport. The record is from RefSeq and is a predicted model, not a curated record. Lineage: Eukaryota; Metazoa; Cnidaria; Anthozoa; Scleractinia; Merulinidae. Gene Ontology annotation, cellular component: membrane; voltage-gated potassium channel complex.
GGUCUUUAAGCACCAUCUGAACCAAACGUUCAAUUCACCAUCAGCAAACUUAACAUGCUGAAUUAUACCGAACUAAACGUAGCAUUUGUUUCUUUCUCUGAGGAAUUUAUAUCAACAAAAAAUUGAACUGAAAUACAGUGUUACUUGGGCUGACGCUAGAAAGUCUAUAAAAGAAAACAUGUUUUAUUUUAAAAGAACGGUGACGCCAAUAUCUGGUCAUCUAUUAUGUGUUAAUACGCAAUUACUGCAGUAUUUUUUGUUUGAUGUCGUCGCAUUAUCGAAACCACGCCUCGCAAGCAAAUUUUUAUUUAAUUUCCAGGCAAACAUCUUGAAAAGAAUAUGUUCUGCAAACUGAAGAGCUGAAUAACUAAUUCACUUUCAUCACGUAUAAUUAUAAUAAUUAUUGUUUUUUCGUUGGAAAAUGGCCAAGCCGGAAAUUUCUAGAAAGCAUUACGCAUUGGUCUGACAUCAUCCCCCGGGUAACAAAAUGCUAAGGUAUUUACGGCUUGUCAUGGUUUCAAGUUUUCUACACAUUAAUGAAUGUCCAAGCAGUUUAAAUUUCCUCAAUUCGGGUCAAAAUACCGGAUGUCGCAAAGCAUAAGUAUUGUUCGUAUAAUAGUGCGUUUUCUUUUCGCCACUUUUCUACAUGACAAAAGCCGGCUGCUGCUUCCCGCCUCGAGACGGAAACAUAUUCACUACAUGAUCAUUAUCAAUCGCUUUUUUUUUUUAGUGGACCAUACUAAGUGGACCAGACGGCUCCCUGAAUUGAAUCAUCACAAAGUAAAAAUUGGUUACCUCUAUAAGAAUAUCUUUAAAAGAGAAGUCGAUACAAAGGAACAGUCACUCUGGAAAGAUGUGGACAGCAGCAUCUUUAAUAGUUUUUAUUUAUUCUUUGGGCGUUUGCAGAGGAUGUGAUCCAGACUUUCUCAAUGUAAAUCUUCUAGAGGAAGUUGAAAGCUGCAGCAGAAUUGACAAGUCGGUUUCUAUCUCCUGGCUCGAUAGGCCGCCUUACAUAUAUGACGAAAAAGCUCCAAGAAGUAGAAAAAACUCCGAGAAGUUACCAAUGAAAACGGCUAAUUCAAGCGAAGAAUCCCAAGAAAAGGAGAGCAAGGAGAAUGUUAAAGGUAUCUUCUACGAAAUUAUCAAUAAGGGACUGCGGUUAUGCGGUGCCAUAUCCCGAGGAGGAGCGAACUUCACGACGAAAGCUCAAGACCUAAAACAGCUCGACCAGUAUAUUGUGAACAACAUAGCCGACUUUGCCAUGCCAGUACACGGCAGCGACGACGGCACAUAUGGUGGAUACAGCUACGUUGAGAUCUUGAAGUCUCCAGGUGUCGUCUUCAUUGUGAACAAAGAAGAAACGAAGGAACAUUUACGAAAACAAGUUGCACAAGCCAUGAAGGACACUUGGCCCGUGAUCGUUAUAACACUCCUGUUAACUGGGUUUGCAGGAUUGGUAAUCUGGGGAUUGGUGAGUACACGUUUAUGUCGCAAAAAUAUUUUACUAAAAAAAUAUAUUACUUUGCUAAAAGAAGGAUAUAUGGNGGUUCCUAAGUCCCCUUUUGCUCGUUUCUUUGGAAUCCUGUGGAUUCUCACUGGCAUUGUCCUCUGUUCCUUCUUCACUGCAACUUUCACAAGCGCCUUGACAGCCUCGUCCAUCAAACAGCGAGAACCUCUGCUUGGGGUGAAGGUUGCGGUCAUUGCGGAUAGCCAUGCCUUCGAGGAGGCCAUGAAUCAUGCGGCAAACGUGAAAGACUAUCCCAACUUCUACCAAAUGUACGAUGCACUGGUGAAAACGAGAGAAGUGGAGGGAAUCUUAGCGGAUAUUUACACAGCCUCGUAUUACAUGGAAGAAAUCGACGACCCUCGAUUGGCCGUCUCCAUGACCUUGAGCAGUCAGCGCUCCAUUGGUUUAGUGAUCGGACAUGAUGAGAAUAACGAAGAGCUAUCCAAGACAGGGGAAUGCUUAAGAAAGUUAUUCAAAUACAGACAGCGCGAUAUCAAAAAGAUCAUCUUCCAACACACCCACGCUUUUCACACCCAAACCCAGAACCGCAGUUUGACAGAUGACAAUAACGACAUUUUGGCGUUACUGGAUGGCGACUCCCGCUGGUUUAGGAAGACUUUCCUCGCUCUUCUUAUAUCGUUUGUCUCGAUUCUGGCUAUUGGAUUUACAUACGACAACUGCAUCACAAAGUUGAGGGCCCAGAGACUUAGAAGACCUAAUGGUUGCAGCAUCAACUCGUUCAACUUGGAAGCCAGGUUACCGACCUGCAAACCAAAUCGCUGAAACAGCUUACUUGAAUGACAGCUUGGGAGUCAAAGAAUAAUUCACUUAAGGGUUUAGGCAUUCGCUUCGUUUGCUAACCUCAAACGAUAACUUAAGUAGUGAAAAACAAUAAACUCUGUAGCGUAAUUUGUGACGCAGAUUCUUACGAACUCGAGCAAUCACUCUCAAGGUAUUAGUAAGUGUAGGAAAUCGCAUGAGACCAGGAAAUCACGCUAGUUCUGUUCUGGCUCUUCUUCCGUCACGCAAUACUACGAACUAGGAGAAGAUCGAUCUCUGGUAAAAGAGUAUUCUCUCUGGAGCGUAGAGUUGCGUAGAGAGGGCCAGAAUUGGGCUAAUAUGGGGCGUGUUGCAGAAAUUUGUAGAAAUUCGCAUGAAACUGAGCUACUUGUUAAGACUGAAAACAAGUUAUAUUACUCCUUAAUCUUUUGAGGAAUUAUUCAAUAACUUUCUUUAAACAUAAGCGGAAAACUAUUAUGGCAAAUAUAUCGUAACUUAUCUUCGGCAAUCUUCGGGAGGUUAUCCUUGAAAGUCUUUGAAUCGUCUUCGGCAAUCUACGGAUGUAUUCCGCUCAUCUUCAGAGAUAACUCUUGCAAAUUUUUAAUCGUCGAGGAGUUUUGGGAAUCUUUGGAGUCAGUUUUCCUCCACGAACACAAAAUUACCAGCCUAUCAAAAUUCAGUAGGGUUGCCCACUACAUCAAAAAUAUGCCAUGUUUGUCACUUGUAAACAACUUUAUCCUUUUAAUUUAAUUCUUAUUAACAUCCGCUAACGAAUUUUAUGUACUUGAUACUUGUAGGUGAAGAGAUCAGAAAGCCAACUACUAAAAAUUUGAGACACAAUAAUAAAAGUGUUGUCAAAGUA